Messenger RNA from Ramularia collo-cygni, 1722 nucleotides. RefSeq lists its product as uncharacterized. The coding region runs from base 1 to 1722 and encodes 573 amino acids. The transcript is spliced from 2 exons. Gene Ontology annotation, biological process: protein polyubiquitination. NCBI's taxonomy places the organism in Eukaryota, Fungi, Ascomycota, Dothideomycetes, Mycosphaerellales, Mycosphaerellaceae. Gene Ontology annotation, molecular function: metal ion binding; ubiquitin protein ligase activity. The record is from RefSeq and is a predicted model, not a curated record.
AUGCAACCUUAUCCACAACCACACGGUGCCGGUCAGCAACGCCCGGAAUUACAGCAACGCCAGUCCAUCGACGCCGUCGCCAAUACCACGCGCAGAAUGAAUGGCGAUCGCAACGGGAAUGGGUCUACAGGACCAUUGCCCGUAGGAGGCGGAAAUGGGCAGCGACCGUUCGGACCAGGAAUGGCACACCGCACGGCCGCGAGCCCGCCCAAGAAUAAGAACACGCAGCAUGUGCCCUGCAAGUUCUUUCUCCAGGGUCAGUGCCAGGCCGGCGGUAUGUGCCCAUUCUCUCACGACGUUGAGUCGUCCACACGACCGGCUCCGUGCAAGUACUUUGCGAAAGGCGGCUGCAAGUUUGGUCGAAAGUGCGCCCUCCUCCACAUCACACCCGACGGUACGGUCGUGAACAGGCACUAUCCAGGGCCUCCGCAGUAUCUUGCAGGAGCUCCACCCCAUCCUCCCCCCGGAGCUUAUGGCCAGCCACCUCCGCCAGGAUUGCUCUCUAUGCAGGCGCAAGGCUUGGAGCAGAGACCGAAUGGAGAUGGGCCUCCACACCACGACCUCGACAGCUACCAGUAUGGUCCGCGCAAUGGCUACGAUGCGCCCCAGAUUGACAUGACCUACACAUCUGCGUCACCCAAAUUCGGCUCACCUAACGUGAAUGAUCGCAUCGCUACUUCGCCACCGCAAAAGGGUCUGUCGGUUCUGGAUGCACCUCUGCCGAACUCCUUUGAUAGCAACGGAAUCUCUUGGGCUGCUAAACACGGUCCAUUUGCUGCAUCUGUGCCUUCCAAGUUCGACUUCGACUCGCCUCCGUCUUCGGUUCCACGCCAGCCACGCCUCGGCAACACUGCACUGCGAGAACUGCACUCCUCCGCAUUCGGCGAUCGUGGCAUGGGCCAUGUUCUUGCCAAUAUGGGCUCUUCACCACCCAGUGGCACGGACGAACCCCUGAAGUUCGAGAAGCGACCGCUGCACUCGGAUCGAUUGCGCGCGUCACGGACGCUGAUGUCCUCAAGUCUCGGCGCACGCUAUGUGCCCCCAUUCGAGUACUCAGAUGAAGACGAUGGUGGAGAUACUGAUCGUGAGGAGGAUCUUCUACCAUCCAGCUUGCACGACUUGAUUCCUGACAGCCGGUCGAGGAGGGAGUCGAGAUCACGAGCCUCCGAAUCCAUGGAGGGACCGGCGUCCUUUCUGGCUCAAUCCCGUCGAACAAUAUCUGGUCAUGGAACACCCUCCGAGAACAAGAUGUCAUCCUCACUAUCCUCAAGUCCCUCGCGCUACACCAACGUGUUCAGCGCACGCGGCCAGUUAUCAGGGUUAGGCCACGUUGGAUCACCACUCCGCGAUUCCUCCUUUCCAACAUCACAUCCUGCCUUUUCUACCAGUAACGGCGAGCUCAGCCCGAGUAUCAGUAGUCCGUCGCGCCAAGCUAGCAUGAGUAUGCUCACUCAAGGCUUACAACGCACCAAGAUCGAGACUGCACGAUCCACUCCAGGCUCGGGGCCAGGUUCUCAGCAGCCGGGGGCUCCUACGAGAACGCUCUCGAAUGGCUCCACUGGUAGGGCUAGCAUCGAUCGCAAUGUCAGCAGCAACAGCGUCAGUCAGCGAAUCGAAGAGGAGAAGGAAGAAAUCUUCGACAUGGACAUUGAGUCGCUGCCGAAACACACCAAUGGUGCAUCUUCGGGAUUCGGACCUAUUGGUGGUCAGAGGUUGAAGUGA